UUAAUUUACAACAAAACAACAAACAAAAAUAAAAAACGCAGUAAAAACAGAAACUUAAAUAUUCAAUUAUUGCCCGACCACCACCACCACUACCCAACUAACUCCUCCAACAAAUAAAUUUCACAAAAUCCUUAAAACCAAACUGAGAAGAAGAACCUGCUAAUAUUUGUUCGUUAUGCUCUCGCUCCUCUUCCUUUUCUUUGUUAAAUGACAACAAAAUAUCUAUUUUUCUUACUUUUAGCUACAGCAAGAGAACUUAGUAGAAGGACUAAUAAUACCAACUACAACAAAUCAACUUCAUUUUAAACAAUAGAUCAAUCAACAAUCUUUGUAUUAUCAGGGAAAAAAGAAAUUAUUAUUAUUAUUAUUACUCUUUUUAAAACUCGGCUUAUUGUGUGUAACACAAAAGCUUUUUAUAUUCUAAUAAAAGAAUAUAAAUUUCAGGAAAUUUUCUUUUUUUAACAUUUUUAACAAUAAUUAAAACUACUCUGCCAGCCCGCUCCAACCCUUAAAAACGUCGUCGUAUUUAUAUAUUUACACAGAACUGCAUUAUACAUUUUUUUUUAGUAAUUUUCUCCUUGAUAAAAUGAAACUUUAUAUUUUGUUCGUUAACGUAGUUCUUCAUCUCUGUAUAUUUAUGAUGUUCACUUGUUUUAGGUGUAAUCUAAAUAAGAAAAAUAUAUUUUAAUUUUAAAUAAUUUUCAAACAAAUAAACGUAUAAAAUAAAAGUAGUGAAUAUCUCUCCCUUUAUUUUUAAUCUGCUUACUUUCUUUAGAAAAUAUAAUUAUUCACCCCUAUUCUGCAUUUCGAUUACAUUUACGCAAAGAUCGAAAAAAGUGAUUCCAACAAAAAACUGAAUCGGAAGAAAAAGAAGAAGCAUUUCCAUUUCGUUUCAAUGCUUUACGAUUGUGUGUAUUCUGCAUUUCGAUCGUAGUUACGUUUUUGUAAGUUGUUGUUUAUGUGGUGGAGAGUCGAAUCGAAAUGCAGGAUACCAAAGUUGACAAACGGAGAAAUUUUCCGAAAUGCAGAAUACGGGCUAUUGUUUGAUAUUGUGUCUGUUCGUAAACAAAAAUCUAUACAAUUCGUCAUUAAGAUAUCGCUUUAUAGAUGUCGGUCAGAAUUCGUUACGAAAUCUGAUGUAAAUUCCUAGGGAUAUUCUGAAGGAAUUUUUGACAGAUCUGAUUAAAGUCGGACAAAUGUCUGAUAGCAUACCGAAAGUCUAAUCAAAUAUAUUAAUUAAUUAAAUUCCCUUUUAAAGUAGUCGAAAAUUAUUCCCGAUUAUUCUGUAAAAUGUCUGAAGGAAAUUUAUAUUAUUCGUUAAAAAUUGUGAUAAAGUAUAAGAAUAAUUUCAGAAGAAAAUUUGACAUAAGAAAUGUCAGAAAAACUUGUUUACUGGGUAAUUGGUAUAAAAGCAAACGGAGUACGAAAAAAUAUGUUAUAAAUCGAUAAGGGGACAUUUGGGUGUUUAUAAAUACAGUGUAACAGUUCAAGUAUAUUUAAUUUUUAUCUCAUUUUUUAGUUGCAAUAUUUUGCUUUUCGUUGCUUUGUUCAUCACUGUUGCAACUGCAUUUACGAAUUCAUCCUUUAUUAAUUUGUUUCUAAUUUGGAUUAUUUAUUUUAAAUUUUACUGUUUAAGCCUAAAAAUAUGCUUUAUUUUUGAAAAAUAAACUGGAUAUUAUUAUUGUGGUAGAAACUAUUGAUAAGUUGCGAGUUUUGUAUUUAUGAUCCUGAUAGUAUAGGUAUAUACUGAAAAAGAGAUUGUCAUUAUAGAAAUCCAAUAUAACUGAUUUUGAUUUGUUUGUAAAUUAUUGAAUUUGAUGUAAAUAUGGAAAAGCGAAAACAAAAACAAUCGGAGUAAACACCAAUAUUCUGCCUUUACACUUCUGCAGUAAAGCAACGAACGAAACAAGACAAUUUGGCAAAAAAGGAAAUCGAAUGGAGCAUCAAUGAUAUUAAAAAAUACUUAAAAACGGUUGUGUGCUCGAUUUUAUAGAUAAUGUUAAUGCAAAAACUAAUCUAAUUUCUAGAAAAGCGUGGUAGUGACAUUCACCCCUAUUCUGCAUUUCGAUUACGUUUAAGCAUUCAGUUACGCAACGAUCGAAAAAAGGUAUUCCAACAAAAAACUGAAUCGUAAGAAAAAGAAGAAUCAAUUCCAUUUCGUUUCAAUGCUUUACGAACGUGUGUAUUCUGCGUUACGAACGUACCUACGUUUUUGUAUGUUGUUGUUUAUGUUGCGGAGAGUCGAAUCGAAAUGCAGAAUAGAGACCAUUAUCAUCUUCGUAACAUUAUAGCAACCUUGGAAUUUUAUACAUUCUGAGGAAUCUUCUCGUCCUGCGUUGGGUUUAGUGGUCCCACCUAUGAUUGCACUAUUACAAGUGUUUUUUAUUUUGAUUUCUCGAUUACACAGAGGAAAAGAAAAAUAUAGACGCCUGGUUCCAAAUCGACACCAAAUUUUUAAUAACAUCCGUUGUCAAUUAUAUACAUACAUUGCAACAAUUCGUUGUCGCAAUCUAAAUUUUAAACACAUCCGUUGUCUAAAAGUUAAGAAACAUGGUAGGUUCACAAUCGAUUGUCAAUAGUGAGCUUACCACGUUUGAUAACUUUUAGACAAUGGAUGUGUAUAAAAUUUAGAUUUCGACAACGAAUUAUUACAAUGUUGACAACGUUGCGCUGUCAAUUUGUAUAUUGAUUCUUUGCACUGGACUAACUUAGAGUUCAACAAAAAAAGGAAUAAGAAUUGUAAACCUAGCCACACCGACUUUACACGUGUCGUUUCUACAAUAACAAAAACCAUUUUUCUCUACCGAAAUCGUGAAGUAUGAAAAAAUGGAUAAAAAAUCUUUAAACAAAAAAAGUUUCGGUUGGAAUAUCAGCACCAUUUUGAUCUCAUUUCAAACGGAUUCAUUACAAUGUAUUAAAACUUUCCAAGAAUAAGUUCCGAGUGUGAAAUUUCAAACAAAACUCACAUUAUUGAGAAAUAUGCUAAAUAUGUGAUCAUCACUGUAUGAAAAAAUCUGUUGAUCGAUAUACGGUUUGAUUUGUGUUAUCGUGUUUAAAUUAAAAUGAAUCAAUAUGACAUGACAAGUUCUCAAUUUUUAGCUGAUUGUGGUCAGACAAUAACAACUACAACAACAUGUUAUAAACGUAAUAAUAACAAUUUAUAUAAUAACAAUAAUGAUAAAACUCAUGAUGAUGGUGAUCAAAAGAAUGAAGGUCCCCGUCAUGUUUCAGCCUUAGAUUCUCAUCAGUUUCCGGAUAAUGAAGAGCCAAAUAUAUUGGGACAUGGUUCACCAGCUGCUGAUUUGUUAACACAAAAUAAUAACUGUUGUUCCAAAGCUAAUGACUGUGAUGAUGCUGACAAAUAUAAUAAAUAUAAAUUGUUGCUUAAUUUUGAAGAUGCACCGGAUCAUUUAAAAUUUAAUCCCUAUAUUAGAGGUGGUUAUAGAACAUUCCUGUCCACAAAAUUGUGUCUACAGAGUGUAUUUUGGUGGACCAAUGAAACUAUCAAUAUUUGGACUCACUUGUGCGGCUGUCUUAUGUUUAUCGGUUUGACUAUAUUUGAUUUUCAAUUUUUAAAAGUUCAUGCCGAAUUAGAAGAUCAGAUACUGGUGGUGUGUCUGUUGAUUUGUUUCUGCUUGUGUAUGCUUUUAUCAUCGAUUUAUCAUAUAUUCUCUUGUAAAUCAGAGGAACAUUAUGAGUUAUUCUUAUCGGUGGACUAUUUGGGUAUAUCCUUGUCUUUGGUGGCCAUUUACAUUAGCAGCAUGUAUUACGCCUUUUGGUGUUUUAAUAAUCUUAGAAUAAUUUACUCUGUGAUCGCCUUAGGCAUGUUUGGUUUAGCCAUGACUGUACAAAUUCCAAAACUAAAUGUUUCUCUUAAUGGUAAAAUAGCUGUGCUAUUGGCCUGGGCAGCAUAUGGUGUGAUACCCUUGGGACAUUGGACUGUGAAAAUGGGUGGCUUAGAAAAUGAAUUAGUUAGAUUAAUGGUACCCCGUGUUAUAACCAUGUAUGGCUUGUGCGCCAUUGCCUUUGUGAUAUAUGCAGCCAAGAUUCCAGAACGUUGGUUGACCGGCAAAGUUGAUUACUUUGGACAUUCACACAACUGGUGGCAUCUAUUCAUUUUGGCUGCCUUCUAUCAUUGGCACAAUACCGGCAUGGUCUAUGCUGAAUAUCGUUUAAAUAAUGGCUGCAAUGGACCCUUAUUGACGUAAACCCUCCCAUACUUCAUUACCCAGCACCGCAAACACACAUCGGACAAAUUGUUCAUUUAUCAAUCAUGUCAUUUCCAUCAUUAAUUUAGAAUAUACCAAAAUCUUCUUAAUAUUAUUAUAAUAAUUAUUAAAUAUUAUUUGUUAAAUCAAGUGUAUAAUUAUUUUUUCAAGAAGUAUAGAUAAAAUAUUUGUUAAUACAAAAAGUCCAUUAUUAAUUAUAGAUUAAAACAAAUCUCUUCCUUUUCUAGAUUUUUAAAUAAGUUUAAUUAAUUGAGUUAAUAGAAUCCAAACAAUUUCUAUCACUGCUGUUGUAAUAAUCAGAGAGGAUGGUUCUAUAGAAUAUAAUUUAAUUUUUUCUUAAUUGUAGUUUAAAAAAACCUGAAUAUAGAAUUACGAUUUAUUUCAAUGUUAUUAAAUUUAUAAGUAAAAGAUUAUAACGAUUUUGUUGAUAUUUUAUUUUUUUAUUAUUGAAAAAUGCUUUAUUAUUGAAUAGAAUAUGAGUUUAAAUAAAUAAUCGAGACUUUUUGAAACAGAA
Lucilia cuprina (Australian sheep blowfly) is the source of this 4743-nucleotide messenger RNA. Its product is annotated as progestin and adipoQ receptor family member 3. The transcript is spliced from 7 exons. Gene Ontology annotation, cellular component: membrane. Lineage: Eukaryota; Metazoa; Arthropoda; Insecta; Diptera; Calliphoridae. The record is from RefSeq and is a predicted model, not a curated record. Gene Ontology annotation, molecular function: signaling receptor activity. The coding region runs from base 3063 to 4208 and encodes 381 amino acids.